Messenger RNA from Exophiala aquamarina CBS 119918, 414 nucleotides. RefSeq lists its product as uncharacterized. Bases 1 to 414 code for a protein of 137 amino acids. NCBI's taxonomy places the organism in Eukaryota, Fungi, Ascomycota, Eurotiomycetes, Chaetothyriales, Herpotrichiellaceae. The transcript has 2 exons. The record is from RefSeq and is a predicted model, not a curated record.
AUGUCAGAUCCGAGUGUGAGUGAUCGCCGAAUCCGUCCCAUUCAGGACGCGGUCGCGAGCGGGAACUGGAAGCAAGCUCUCCAACUCUGUGACAAAUGGUCCAAGAAAGGUGAACGGUCCGAUCGGUUCCUAGCUCUGAAAGCGUUUGUCCUCGUCAACCAGGCGGAUGAGAAACAGCAUGAUCGAGGUCACAGUGAGGUCCUCGACCUGUGCAAACGCAACCCACCCAUCACCGAACCCGAGGCCAUUUACCAACUGCAUCAUGCCCUUAGAGCGUUGUCGCUGUACAAGGAGGAAGGCCCUAAGCUGUGGGAGCGGGCGGUCGGGUCGACGCAGGAUAACAAGGACCUCUACAUCCGGUGGCUGAACGAGGCUAUCGCAGAGAGCAACUGGCUCAGCGCGCAAAAGGUGUGA